This is a messenger RNA of Rattus norvegicus (Norway rat), 2012 nucleotides long. The record is from RefSeq and is a predicted model, not a curated record. Lineage: Eukaryota; Metazoa; Chordata; Mammalia; Rodentia; Muridae.
CAGCCCGGAAGUUGCUCACGCCCCACACCCUGCCGGAACGCCGGGUGUGGGGUUGUCAUAGGGUCUCAAAGGCCCAGUGGCGGCCGCCCUGGGGAGGGGCGCGGUCCACAGCGGCCUUAGGACCGGGGUAGGCCGCGGCGCACAGCGUGCGACGCGGGGUAACGGGAACCUCGAGUCCCGCACUAAUUGGAGCCGACUCGGCGCUGGAGGGAUCGGCGGGAAAUGGCGGACGAGGCGUUGUUUUUGCUUCUCCAUAACGAGAUGGUGUCCGGAGUAUAUAAGUCCGCCGAGCAGGGGGAAGUGGAAAAUGGACGGUGUAUUACUAAGCUGGAAAACAUGGGGUUUCGAGUGGGACAAGGAUUGAUAGAAAGGUUUACAAAAGAUACUGCAAGGUUCAAGGAUGAAUUAGACAUCAUGAAGUUCAUAUGUAAAGAUUUUUGGACUACGGUAUUCAAGAAACAAAUUGACAAUCUAAGGACAAAUCAUCAGGGCAUAUAUGUGCUUCAGGACAACAAAUUUCGACUACUCAUUCAGCUGUCUGCAGGAAAACAGUAUUUAGAACAUGCAUCCAAGUAUCUAGCGUUUACAUGUGGCUUAAUCAGAGGUGGCUUGUCAAACUUGGGAAUAAAAAGUAUUGUGACAGCUGAAGUAUCUUCAAUGCCUGCCUGUAAGUUUAAUGUAUUUGUCUUAUAUAUACAUAUAUAUUUCACUUUCUCUUUUAAACCUAGAGGAAACUAAAAAUGUUGACACCUUCACUUCAGUGUCCUGUAUCUCACAUUUAUGUAUUAUCUUCUCCCUGAAGCUGCUAAUGAAGAAUAAGAUUGAGUUGAAUUUUACUGUAUUACUUUUCUGCCCAUUGACAAAGUAGUAAUGAAAUACUCAGACUCACCAAGCAUGGUGACUCACACCUUCAAUCCCAGCAUUCAGGAAACAGAGGCAGGUCAAUCUUGGUAAGUUUGAAGCUUGCCUGAUCUGGUCAACAUGCUGAGCCCCAAGCCAGGGCUACAUAAAGAAAGGGAGGGAGAGGGGAGAGAGAGAGAAAGGAAACAGAGAUAUAGAGACAGACCUAGGAUGUAGGAAAGACACCUCCUCAUAAAACAGAUAAUUAUGCGGUGGGCUAGACUUUAUUGAAUACCUUAAGGACUGUGAAAAGACCUCUGACAUAGCAAGUUCUUUUUUUUUUUUUUAAGAUAUAUUUAUUUUAUUUAUAAGUACACUGUGGUUGUCUACAGACACACCAGAAGAGGGCAUCAGAUCCCAUUACAGAUGGUCAUGAGCCACCAUGUGGUUGCUGGGAAUUGAACUCAGGAACUCUGGAAGAGCAGCCAGUGCUCUUAACCAUUGAGCCAUGUCUCCAGCCCCAUAGCAAGUUCUUUGAGUGAAACGACUUCCUGAAUAGACAUGAGUAUGUGUGCUUGAUUUCCUUAGGCCUGAAGUCAAAGAAUAAUGGUUGGUUCUGCUUCCCUUUCAGGCAAAUUCCAGGUGAUGAUACAGAAGCUGUAGAGUGAGGUGAUGGCUCCUGGGCAGAGCAUUGCGCGUCCUGAUUUCACCUUCUCGUUGGAUAUCUGCGUUGGAGCAAAUCGUUAGCUCUCCAGAGUCACUAGAGCAAAUCAAAGUAGAUACAGGUCCUUUGACAUAAACUAACUGAACUGUUCAAAGCAAUUUCAGUGAACUAAACGCCAAGAUGCCAGGCUCUUCAUUUUAAACAUCUUUAUUUCCGUAGUAUGAUAAGCAUUUAACCAUCAAUUGGGAAGUGAAACUCAGGGUGUGUUGAAUUGCUGUAUAAAAAAGUACGUGUCAAUCAGAAUAGUUUGUGUUCAAAUGACCAAAAUUUGUUGAAGUAUAAAUCUGUUUUAGUUAUUUAAAACAAACCACUAUGUUAAAUUAAGCUUCAUUUUUAUUGUAUUGCUUAUAAUUUAUUUCUGUCAAGAGAACUCCUAUGCUUAUAUAAGGAUUUCAUUUAUACAUUGUGUAUAUAUGUGUAUAUAUAAAUACAUGCAUUACUGUCUAAA